Messenger RNA from Prinia subflava (tawny-flanked prinia), 1455 nucleotides. RefSeq names its product RING finger protein 148-like. Bases 679 to 1455 code for a protein of 258 amino acids. The transcript has a single exon. The record is from RefSeq and is a predicted model, not a curated record. NCBI's taxonomy places the organism in Eukaryota, Metazoa, Chordata, Aves, Passeriformes, Cisticolidae.
UGUUUGCUCUUUUCAAGACCCUUUCCUGAAGAAAUAGCUGGAGCUCCUGUCACAAGAUGUGCCCCCAAAUUGCAGCUCCUCUUGGCUUUCCACACUGUGCAUGCAGCAUGACUCUUGCAGCAAACCAGGACAAAGGCUUUGAGAACUUGACAACUUGUCCUUUAUAUUCCUGGUGGACUAGAGGGUUGUACUGUGGGUAAGGUUUUCAUUGUUACUGUUCUAUGCUAAUAAAACAAGAGGUGGUACCAGGAAUUGUUGGGGAAUACAAGCCUGGCUGAGUUCAGAGAAAGAAUCUCCAGAGCCUGCAGCCAGAAGUGGAGAGCUGUGCGAUAAUCAUUGCAAUCUCUCAGUGGACAUCUUGUAAAUGAUGUGGAACGUGGAAAGGGUCUGACAGGAGCUGUUUGUUUCUGAGCUCAGUGUAGAUGAUUCCACAUCUCGUGCAUUGGUGCAUCAAUCAAGACUACAACCAGUUCACUCGAAGCACCCGAACAAGCUGGGCCUCUCCGAGUAGACAACUCAAAGAACUUGAAAAGGACAAAUGCAGGAAAUUACUUGGUUAAAGAAAAGUAAGUCUUUCUAAUAAUUACUAAAGCAUCCCCUUUGCUUUUGACCUUCUUAACAAGGCCAUUUGCAUCACAGAUUCACCACGAAGUGAGAACGGCGGGCUUAUGUAACUGCAUGAAAGAUGACCCGUGCCUCUGCAGGGACACAGGUGGAAACGGGAGCCGGAGCCCUCUCACAGGUGGAAGCCGAAGCAUCACGCCAGGUGGAAUUUGCGCCGUGCUGGGAGAGGAGGAGGAGGAGGAUGGGCGCGGUGUGGGAGCAGCAGGAAGCCCUGGCCGCAGGACAUUCCCUCUGGCCGCUGCCCCGCGAUCGGGCGUGUCCCCGGCGCUGGCACCGCUGAGCUCCCGGCACUGCCGAGCUCACCUGGCCGGUGUCACAUUCCCGCUGGCGCUCGGCUGCAGUCUCUGCUCUCACUGCGGCCACCGGCAGCGGAAAAUAUCUCUGGACAUCUCCGUUUGCUGCUGCUGGGAAGAAGCAAUGAAGCGAGAUGAGAAGUUCUGGUUUCUCUUUCUCCUGAUGGAUUUUUUAAUUUCGUUCCACACUUCAGAGGCAAUUUCUGUGAUGGCCUCUGUCAGCUUAUUCUACUUCAACAGCACCAGCAACAGGACAGUGUUUGAGCGCUGUGAGUGUGGCGUUUAUGGCUUUAAUUCUCCUUACCUCAGUGCUCAGGGGGUGGUGGGCAUUCCAGUAUCGGCUGAUCAUUACGCCUGCCACAAAAAUACCGACUUCACUGUCACGGAACCACCGUGGAUAGCCCUGAUUGAAAGAGGCAAUUGCACUUUUGCUGAAAAAAUUCAGGUGGCCACCAGAAGAGGUGCAGCAGCAGCCGUGAUCUACAAUUCACAGGGCAAAGGCAACAACACCCUCCUGAUGGCGCAUCCAGGUGAGUGA